CAGGCCCCUUAAUAUAAAACAUGGCCGGUCGUAGCGGUUAUGAUGAUAGAGACAACAGGGAUUAUGGAGGGGGAAGGCGAGGAGGCGGCGGCGGCGGUAGAAAGCCCCUGCCCACCGAACCUCCCUUCACAGCCUACAUAGGGAACCUGCCGUACGGAUUCGUCCAGGGAGACGUCAACAAAAUAUUCACGAACCUGUCUGUGAAGAACGUCAGGCUGGUUAUGGACAAGGAGACGGACAGAUUUAAGGGGUUCUGCUACGUGGAAUUCGAGACGCUCCAGGACCUCGAGCAGGCCAUCAGCAUGAACGGCUCCGUCGAGGUGGAGUCGCAUAUCGUGAAGAUUGAUGUCGCGGAAGGCAAGAGGAACGAGAGAGCUGGGGGCUUCGACAGGGGCGGACGAGGCGGCCGAGGGCGAGGCGGCGGCGGCAGGUUCGGCAACGACGAUUUCGAGAGGAGGGGACCCCCGAGGGGAAACUUCAACGACCGUGAAAGGGGCGGCUACAGAGGCAACUACGGAAACUUCACAGACGAAGGGCCGCAACGAGGUGGCGGGGGCGAGUGGGGUGCAAACAGGGGACGAGGAAACCCCGGUGGCGGGUUCGGCGGCGGCAGACCUCGCCAGGAGAGGAGGAGUUUCUCUGAAGAUCUUCCCAACCCUGCUCCAGAUACAUCCGGCAGGCCGAAGCUGAAGCUGCUGCCGAGGACGGUGAAGGACCCGGUGAACGCCUUGGCCGAGUCGUCCCAGAACGCGUCGAUCUUCGGCGGGGCGAAGCCCAGGGAGGAGAACAUAGCUUCAGAGAGUAAAAAUGUUUAAUUUACUGUGUGUCUCAUAUUUUAAGUUAUUGUGAACUACAAUUUUACAUUACGCAGAAUGUAAACUUAAUAAAUACAAAAAAAAAUUCGCGUAGGGCGGUUCUUUGCGGGACUUAACUGCUCCCGUCCGUCUCUUUCUUUUCGUACAGUGGAAAAAUUUGCCGUUCAGGUUUCCGGGUGAAAUGCCAGGCGGUUUGGUUACACGUUCGCAUUUGACUUAAUUGGUGAUUUUUUUUUUUGCUAUUUUUAUAGUCGCCGGCUACGGCUACGGUUCAUUCAAAACAUACCCACGGUCCAGGUUCUCUUGUAAGCAAUUUUUAAUGGAAGUAAUCGUUAUCCUGUACGGGACGUUCCGGGAGUAAUCGAUGGGAGUUGAAAGUGAUUUCCGGCGGUCGGAAAUGAGGUGUGAAAGAUGUCCGGGAAUGCAUCGUUUUCGAAAGAAAAAAGUAUUGCGUUCUCUACGAUGUGUCUGAAGAUGUUUGCGUAGAGGGAUGAAACAGGGGCGUAGCUGAUUAAUGGCGUAAAUCCAGGGAAUUCAUUCAAAAAUUUGUCGAUUAGUGACGGAGAUCAGUAAGGACCGUGGAAAUUUGGCGCCAUUGGCGAUUCUAAAAACGGUAAAGAAACGUUUUGGAGUUAAUGUGUUUUAAAUCCUGCAGGACUUCGACGAAAAGCCAAAUCAACGAAUGCAAAAAAAAGCGAGUAGUUCAAAUGUACCAAACUGAACAGCCGACAAACUGCAAAAACCCGAGUAGUUCAAAUGCACCAUUUUUCUAUACUUAAAAUAUGGCGUCAAACUGAGACGAGAGAUAGUAAACAUCAUUUUAAGCAAAAAGUUUGC
Molecule: messenger RNA, 1652 nt
Organism: Anoplophora glabripennis (Asian longhorned beetle)
Lineage: Eukaryota; Metazoa; Arthropoda; Insecta; Coleoptera; Cerambycidae
Product: eukaryotic translation initiation factor 4H
Exons: 5
Coding region: 21-815 (264 amino acids)
Molecular function (GO): RNA binding
Source: RefSeq, a predicted model, not a curated record